Notolabrus celidotus (New Zealand spotty) is the source of this 10442-nucleotide messenger RNA. Its product is annotated as insulin-like growth factor 1 receptor. Gene Ontology annotation, biological process: regulation of JNK cascade; insulin-like growth factor receptor signaling pathway; multicellular organism development. Gene Ontology annotation, molecular function: insulin receptor activity; phosphatidylinositol 3-kinase binding; ATP binding. The transcript is spliced from 21 exons. Gene Ontology annotation, cellular component: insulin receptor complex; axon; membrane. Lineage: Eukaryota; Metazoa; Chordata; Actinopteri; Labriformes; Labridae. The coding region runs from base 926 to 5164 and encodes 1412 amino acids. The record is from RefSeq and is a predicted model, not a curated record.
CCUAUGGUGGCUAAACUGCAGUCAAAGCGACGCCCACUUCCCCAGUCUGGACCUGAGUGAUUCAUCUUCACAAAUAGAGACGAUCUGUGCGCACGGCGCCGUGUUUAUAGUGAACACGGCAGACUGCAGACUGAUCGAAGGAGACGGUGUAUGUACCUGUGUAUUUACCAGCCGAACCACACUGCCUGGACACCACUCUGUCGACGGAGGGCAUUAGCUGAGCAUCGGACGAGCCCAUCAUCGAAGAAUAAGGUGAAAUCCUCCAUGUUCCGUUGAUGUGAAGGUGAAUUACAGCUACCACAACAACGCGGUGCGUGUGUGCAUGAUGAGCGGCUGAGGAGGAGGAGGAGGAGAAGAAGGAGGCUGCGGUCUGAAAACAGAUUUUUAUCCUGGAUUUUUCCAAAGAAAUGUCGUUGCAUUCACACCAGGAGUACGCGUAUUGAUGAAACAAUCUAUCAUUGGUCCCAGACCCCUUGUUUUCAUCAUAUUUACAUCAGUAUUGAAGCCAUUUUCUGCCUCCUGAGGAUCCUCCAGCAGCGGGACGGUGAAGGUUUUUUCCUCCAGACAUGGAGUGUGAAGAUGCGGAUUACAGAGGAAACCCCGCCGCUGGUCUAACCGCGCUGCUUUCAUUCUACGUAUCAACGCGGUGCUGUUCUUGGCAAGAAUAAACAAGACUAUGAGUAAAUAUUUCCUGAGCAGAGGCGUAAAUCGGUGAUUUUGGAGCUCGGUUUGGACUCCCCUUUGGAAACGUGAGGGAUCCUGUUAGCCUGCAUGUAGCAGCUAUUAGCUCCAUUAGCCGGCUAACAGCUACAAGGUGCUGGCUGCAGAUUAAAACGCUUUUUAGUUUUUCUGACCAGGUUUGGGCCACGUUUCCUUGCCUCGGCAUAUUUAUUUACAGGAUUUGGGAGGAUUUACACUUCCAGGGAUGAGGUCUCGAAUGGAAAGGAUCCGCUUGACCUUGUUUUGGGGUCUGAUGCUGGGUCUGUCGUCCUGCCUCCGGCCCGCCACCGCAGAGAUAUGUGGUCCCAGCAUCGAUAUUGGAAAUGACAUCAGUGAAUUCAGGCGUCUGGAGAACUGCACGGUAGUAGAGGGCUACUUGCAGAUCCUCCUCAUCGGUGACAAAAACAACAACAUCAAUCAGGAUGUCUUCCGCUCUCUAAGCUUUCCCAAGCUGACCAUGAUCACCGACUACCUGCUGCUAUUCAGGGUUUCCGGCCUGGACAGCCUGAGCGGGCUCUUCCCCAACCUCACUGUCAUACGUGGUCAGAAACUCUUCUACAACUACGCCCUCGUGAUAUUUGAGAUGACCAGCCUAAAGGACAUCGGCCUGUUCAGCCUGAGGAACAUCACCCGCGGGGCCAUCCGGAUCGAGAAGAACCCAGAGCUGUGCUACCUGGACUCCAUAGACUGGUCCCUCAUCAUGGAUGCUGAGUUCAACAAUUACAUCGCUGGGAACAAGCAGUCCAAGGAAUGCAGUGAUGUUUGUCCAGGCAUCAUGGAGAACAACCCUCAGUGCGGGAAAACAAUGUUCAACAACAACUACAACUACCGCUGCUGGAACUCCAAUCACUGCCAGAAAGAGUGCCCAGAGAGGUGUGUACGGCGGGCGUGUACAGCGGAUGGGGAGUGCUGCCACCCUCAGUGCCUGGGCAGCUGCACGGCCCCCGCCAGCGACACAGCGUGUGCCGCGUGUGUGCAUUACUACCACCAAGGACACUGCGUGGAAGACUGCCCCCCUGGUACCUACAAAUUUGAAGGCUGGCGCUGCAUCAGUGCUGACCUUUGCUCCAAGGUCCACCUCCCCGAGUAUGACAGCUUCGUCAUCCACGGUGACGAGUGCAUGUCUGAUUGCCCACCUGGGUACACACGCACCGCACCCAACAGUAUGUUCUGUAAAGCCUGCGAUGGUCUGUGUGAUAAAGUAUGCGAGGAGAAGGUCAUCGACUCCAUGGAUGCCGCUCAGUCUCUCAAAGGCUGCACUGUUAUCAAAGGCAACCUGCACAUCAACAUCCGCAGAGGCCAUAACAUGGUGGCAGAGCUGGAGAGUUUCACCGGUUUGAUCCAGAGGGUGACUGGAUACGUGAGGAUCAGACACUCCCACACCCUGAGCUCGCUGGCCUUCCUCCGUAGCCUCAGAUACAUUGAUGGUGAAGAACUUCUUGACGACCUGUACGCCUUCUCUGCAUUUGACAACCAGCAGCUCCAGUAUCUCUGGGACUGGAAGCAGCACAACCUCACCAUCAAGGCGGGAAAGCUGUUCUUCCGAGCCAACCCCAAACUCUGCAUGUCCGAGAUCCGCAAGAUGUGGGAGAAGACAGGCAUCCAGGGUCGCUUUGAAGACAGCGAUUUCCGAAACAACGGCGACAGAGCCAGCUGUGAAAGUGCCAUCCUCAAGUUUACGUCCAACAGCACCAGCAGCACGAGGAUCAAGCUGACCUGGCAGCGCUACCGUCCCCGUGACUACAGAGACCUCAUCAGCUUUAUCGUUUACUACAAGGAGGCGCCAUUCCAAAACAUCACAGAGUUCGAGGGCCAGGAUGGAUGUGGUUCAAAUAGCUGGAACAUGGUGGAUGUGGAGCUCAGCCCAGACAAGGACUCAGACCCCGGAGUCCUUCUGUCCGGCUUGAAGCCUUGGACACAGUACGCAGUGUUCGUGAAGGCCAUCACACUCAUGGUGGAGGACAAACACAAGGGUGCCAAGAGCAAGGUGGUCUACAUUCGCACCAGCCCUUCAGCGCCCUCAAUGCCUCAAGAUGUGCGAGCGUACUCCAACUCCUCUUUACAGCUGGUGGUGCGUUGGUCUCCCCCCAUCUCACCAAAUGGAAACCAGACUUACUACCUGGUUCGAUGGCAGCAACAAGCAGAAGACAGAGAGCUGUAUCAGCACAACUACUGCUCCAAAGAGCUGAAGAUCCCCAUCAGAAUCGCUGCCAUCGGUGUGGGAGACCAAGAAGAGGACACCAAGCCGACAAAACCAGAUCCUGACGGGACAGAUAAAGGCCCCUGCUGCCCCUGUCCCAAAUCAGUGGAGGACCUGGAGGCCGAAGCUGCUGACGCCUCAUACCGAAAAGUCUUUGAAAACUUCCUGCACAACUCUAUUUUUACACCAAGGCCACCAGAUCGCCGGCGUAGAGAUCUCUUCGGCAUAGCCAACUCCACUCACCCUCGCCGCAAUCGCAUGCACACCAACAGCAGUACGGUUCCUCCCAUCCAAGCUGCUGGUAACAGCAGUAAUUCUGACGCGGAGCCAGCGGACAGAGAGUUCGAGUUUGUCGAGCAAGCUGUGACAGAGCGGGAGUUGCAGAUCUCUGGCCUUCAGCCGUUUACAGUUUACCGCAUCGACAUCCACGCCUGUAAUCGACAGGUCCAGCGCUGCAGCGCUGCUGAGUUUGUGUUCUCCAGAACCAAGCCUGCAGAGAAAGCUGACGACAUCCCCGGCCCGGUGACCUGGGAGGGCCACGAGGACUGGGUGUUUCUGCGCUGGCCAGAGCCGCACCACCCCAACGGACUCAUCCUCAUGUAUGAGAUCAAGUUCAAACUGGGUGCUGAGACGGAGAAGCACGAGUGUGUCUCUGGUCAGAUGUAUCAGGCCCAGCGAGGAGUUCGGCUCUCAAACCUCGGCCCAGGAAACUACUCGGUCAGAGUGAGAGCAACAUCGCUGGCAGGAAACGGCUCCUGGACUCAACCUCUGGAUCUCUACGUGGCUGAACGCUACGAAAACGUCCUCUACGCUAUGAUUUUUGUUCCCAUCGCCAUCGUCAUCUUGAUCUGCAUUUUAGCGGCGAUGCUGGUGGUCCUCAACAGGAAAAGAAACAGUGACCGGCUUGGAAAUGGAGUCCUGUACGCCUCUGUUAACCCUGAAUACUUCAGUGCCGCAGAAAUGUAUGUUCCCGAUGAGUGGGAGGUGGCUCGGGAGAAGAUCGCUCUGAGUCGUGAGCUCGGUCAGGGGUCCUUUGGCAUGGUGUACGAGGGCCUGGCGAAGGGCGUGGUCAAAGACGAACCAGAAACUCGUGUCGCCAUUAAGACCGUCAACGAAUCAGCCAGCAUGAGGGAGAGAAUAGAGUUUCUCAAUGAAGCAUCCGUCAUGAAGGAAUUCAACUGUCACCACGUGGUCCGUCUCCUGGGAGUGGUGUCUCAGGGUCAGCCCACCCUGGUCAUCAUGGAGCUGAUGACACGAGGAGAUCUGAAGAGUUACUUACGUUCCCUCCGACCAAAAGAGCAACAGUGGUCAAGUCUGUCUCUCCCUCCUCUGAAGAAGAUGCUUCAGAUGGCUGGACAGAUCGCUGACGGCAUGGCUUACCUCAAUGCCAAUAAGUUUGUCCACAGAGACCUGGCAGCCAGGAACUGCAUGGUGGCAGAGGACUUCACUGUAAAGAUAGGAGAUUUUGGAAUGACCAGAGACAUCUACGAGACAGAUUACUACCGCAAAGGUGGCAAAGGUUUACUCCCUGUCCGCUGGAUGUCACCUGAGUCUCUGAAGGAUGGAGUCUUCACUACGAACUCUGAUGUCUGGUCAUUUGGGGUUGUGUUGUGGGAGAUAGCCACUCUGGCAGAGCAGCCCUACCAGGGUCUGUCCAACGAGCAGGUGCUCCGCUUUGUGAUGGAGGGAGGCCUGCUGGAGAAACCCCAGAACUGUCCUGACAUGCUGUUUGAGCUGAUGCGAAUGUGUUGGCAGUACAAUCCUAAGAUGCGUCCUGCCUUUGUGGAGAUCAUCAGCAGCAUCAAAGACGAGCUGGAACCUUCUUUCAGGGAGGCCAGUUUCUUCUACAGCGCCGACAACAAGCCGCCCGAUGCUCCACAGCUUCACCUGGAAAAGAUGGACGACAUGGACGACGUCCCUCUGGACCCCGCUUCCUCAUCACAGCUGCAACAAUCCACAGUCCCCCAACAGACCCCUCCCACACCGGGCUCCGAGGUUCCACCUGCUCCCUCGCUAGCCCCCAGCUCCCCCUCCUCUCCCUGCACGUCAGCCUCUGCCAUGGACAAGCAGCCGUCCGGCCAACAGGCGGCCAAUGGGCUUUCAGGGGCGGGUCUUGCAGCAGCAUCGGGGCUCGGGACGGCACCUGCGCGGCCGACUCUGGAUGAGCUGCCGCCGUAUGCGCACAUGAACGGAGGUCGCAAAAAUGAACGCACCAUGCCUCUCCCGCAGUCCUCUGCCUGCUGAUUGGACAGAGACACCCAACCGGACUGCACACCCACCUCAGGGUGUGGGAUCUUCUUUUUUUAAAAAUCACAUAAAGCAAAUCCAUUUCCACUAUCUGGAUGUGGCCUCUCAGUGAGGAGAAAAGACUCACAGGAAGGAGGAGAAAACUGUCACUAAGUCCAUGUUCUGCUGUACCUUCACACACUUCGUUCACAUGGUUCUAGUUUUGGUUUCUACCAGCUGGCUGUUAGACGUGACACUGCCCUCUCUGCUGAGUGGGAACACCAAAAGAACGAUAAAGGAAAGAAAAAAAGAAUUUGUGGGAGAUCUGUCUCUCUCUUUAUGGCUGAACUUAUUUUAUAAAUUUGUUAUUUGUUACUUUUUAUACAUGUGUUUCCAAAUGGGAAAACAAAAUGUGUAGGCCUUUAUUAACAAACACCAUUUUGGUCGCUUUAGAGCGGGCAUUAAGUUGAAAUUGUUUGAUAUGAAAGCAUAUCUAAAGUAAAAGCACUUCAGAGAGGUCAGGGGCCUCUUCUGGUUGUUUAGUAGUGUUCUUGCGUUGCAGGGCUGGUGACAUGUUGGGUCAGCUGCAAGAAAUAACCAGAGGGAGUUGAGUUAAAUCUGCCAAAUUUAUUGCCAAAAUUGUACUUUUUUAAAAAAUUCUCUCUCUUGCAGUCUUACCCUGUAAUCCCACAACACGCCAGAUUAAAAAUGGAAGCGACACAACCUCUGAUGUGUUGCUUCGCCAUUAAACAAAAUCUGUGAUCAAAGGGAUUUGACCUUCCCUUCACAGUUUUACACUACUCCUCUGUUGCUUUUUCGAUAUCUACAGCUUCUGUUCUCUAUUAAAUUGACAUCAUGGACCUUGGUUUCAUCAGUAUAUCUGAAGUCGAGCCACAUCCUCUCACAAAGUGCUGUUCUGUUACGGUUUUAACGCCAAAUCCAGUCUAUAAAGAAGCAAAAAAAAUAAUUAUUUGAAGCAAGGACUGCAGAGGGAAGAGCAUUCAGAAGAAAACAAAUAUGAACACUAUAUCUGUAAUGCCUCUGGAUCAGGAGGUGUCCUUGUUGUUGUAAACAGGUAUUUUUGUAGACUAGCCAUUAGUCUCCACAUUUACGACAUCUCUAGGUGGGCAGAGCAUUUAUGUACGCACCAGUUGUUUGUGUCACUUUUCUAACUUUUAUACGGUUGGAGACAUUCAUCAUGUACAGAAAGAAGCUGCUAUUCCUUAUUUCUCUUGUGGUUGUAAAAUAGUUAAUAUCUAUAUAUAAAAAGAGAAAAAAACUCCUUCAGGUCAGAUCUACGAACGUUUCCACUACAGUCCAUUUUUUAAUGUUUGUUACUGUGUAAAAACGUCUCUGAGCUGGUUUCAUUUCUGUGUUCCCGUAAAGGUACGACAGUUUGCCUUGUGUUUGAAACACCGCUAACUUCUCCUCACGACUGACUACAGGACACUUAUGGUACCGGAAGAACCAUCCAUGCUCUCGUGUUCUCUCGGGACGCCUCCACCUCUCUCCUUUGAGGGUUUAAACUCAGAGGUUUGAGGUGAGGCAUCACAGCUGAGGCCCGACUUAAUCUCAGGUCAAAGAGAAAAGUUAAAUCCUUUUCUACUUUCCUUUUGUUUUCUUUUUUUCUUCCCUUUUUUAUUUUGUACUGUCAUAUACGUCAGAAACAUCCAGCCUGAUAUGUGUGUGUGUUUUAACCUCUGUCUGAUUCUAUGUCCCUCUGAAUCUGUUCAUUUCCUUUCCUUUCCAGAGGUUAGAUUAGGCAGGAGCAGUUUUUUUUAAAAACAAGAACAUGAAAAGUUCCAGUUCUGGUUGGUCCCUGCACGCACUGAGCACUUACAGAGAGUAGUAAAAGGUUAUCAGGCAAGUCCAAAAAUGUUGAUAAAAGUACAAGAAAUACCUUCAAUUAAUGAGCCAUGCCUUUUUCUUAUGCACUUAUGGGCUGCUAACAGAAAUUACAAAAACAUUCUAAACAUUAGAACUGAGGUUAUUUCUGUUUUCUGAUAUUUCACAAGAUCUUCUUCAUUUGUCUUCUCGCCCUCGCCCUUGCGCUGGUUUUGGGGCUUAUUAACUGUCAACUUUUGAACAAUGGUAAAUCAUUUAAACCAGCUACCAACUGAGUCACUAAUUCUACUGUCAGCUCAGUUUGUUUUUUAAUGAGAAAAUUGACAUUAAACAAUGUCUCUCCCUCUCCCUCUCCCUCUCCCUCUCCCUCUCCCUCUCCCCAGUUUGCUUCUCUGUCCACUGUCCUGUCUCUAAUUAAAGGCCCAAGUGCCCAAAAUUGAAAAAGGUCCAGAGUUCAUGGGGACUAUGUGGGGAAAGAAGUAAAACAAAGUUCAAAUAGGUGAAAGGAAGGUGAAGUGUACGGCUUUGCAUUUCUCUUCACUUCCCUCGCUUGUUGAUGAAUCCAGGUGUCUUUUUGGCUCAUCUGAUAACCUUUUAUUACAUCUGUCAGUUUCAGGCUUCUGUGUGUUUGUACUGUGUUAUGACAUAGUACAAGAUAAUGCAUAGAAUUGAUCAAAUGUAGCAACAAACUUGAUUUUCAUCUUGUAUAUCAGAAGACAAGUACAAACCUCCAGCUGUAGGAUAGCUUCACUUUCUGCCAACCAACACCCCUCUUUAAUCUUUCUUUUUAUCUGGAUGCUGCUGGAACAAUCCACCAUAUUUAUCCUUUUUGUUGAUGGUUGCUGAAGUUGAAUAGGUUUGAGAAUUAAGUGGAAUUAUCUUACAGAACCGAGAGAUUUGCUUUGGGGAAAAUAACAUUUCAUAACAGAGAGUGACGCUCUCAUUUUCUUCUUCUUUUGAACGUGUUUCACUAAAAAAGAGAGGCACAGCUGAUCAGAGGAUUAUUGUACCUGGAGAUACCUGUGCUGAACAUCUGAGCAUUAAACAGACUGUAUCAAGGUUUUCUGAAGACACACACAAACAUAUGAAGACGAGUACGAUCACAGAGGACUAUAAGGACCAGAUAUUAAAGGCAAAUUCACCUCAGAAAAGUUUGAAACCCCGGCGUGGAUAUUCCUCCAUUAUUUAUGUUGUUUUUGUUUUGUGAAGUGUAAAUCACUGUACAAAUCCCCCUCACAUUUUUUUAUUCCCUCUGGUACUUUGAUGUUCUUUUGCUAUUUUGGGGGGAAGGUUUUGUUUUCCCUUCAACCAUCCAUCUACCUCACUGUUUGUUUUUUUUAUUUCAAUCUAUUUACAUGUACAGAAAAAACACAAAACAUCUCAUCUCUGUUGUCCGGCUGUACAGACGAUCUCACUGAGUGCUGUUAAUACGGUCAAAUUCAAACCACAAACCGAACCAUCCUGGAGGGGGAGGGGGAACAGAAACAUGAUGGAAAACAAGUAUCCUGGUCACUCUGACAAAAACAGAUUCCUGUCUUGAUAUCAACAAAAACCAUUCAGUCUUGUGUAGAUCAUAAAUCCUCCAGCUGCCUUUGCACUGCUCUGAUUGUGCCUCUCGAGUAUCACCAUCAAUUUGAAAUGUUCUCUGAAACAACUGCAUUGCAUUUUAAAUUCUCUUCAGUCUUCAUGACUGGAAAUAUCCUCCUCCAGAUACAUGAUCAAAAGGUUUAUGACCAAUUUAAAAUAUAUGUUCCUUUUCAUACAGAUGGAUGUGGUUCCACUUUUUGCUUGUCUCAGCCAUUAUUAAAAUAGAUGCAUCCGUCUUAAUAAAAUAAAAGGUGUUACAACGUAGCAUAGUGAUAAUGAUAGACAAAUAUGUACAUGCUGUCAUACAUUUGGCAUUUCUGGCACAAAGCGUCCCAUAGAUUAAGAAUAAUCCGUCUGAAAACACGUCUUUACAGCAAACCUGGAAUUUUAAAACCAAAUCAAAUCAGUGCUCAGCUCUGACAUCAAUGCUUUGGUAUGAUACACCUGCAUGUGAUAUGUGUAUUUACACCUACACACAUCACCUAACUUUAUCCAACAGCUCUGCUAUAAAUUCUACAUUCUCAGUUUGAGCACACGUGGUCAGAGAGGUGAUAAGUGAGGGAUUAUGUCUGGUGAGCAGGUGGUGAUGUGAAUUAGAGUCCUGACAGGGCAAGCAGGGUCAUGUCAGGAUCUGGUCUCACCCUGGAGGGAUUUGAAUUUGCAUAAACCCCUGCCCACCACAGUACAGUGGGAGCUUAUUACCCAGCUCCCAGUUAAAGACAUGAACAGGUUAACACAAAAUAUUGGUUGAAAGAUGAUUUAUGUAAACAUCUUAAAUAGUCCCUGUGAUUCUUCUGAUUCUGAUCAGCCUACUAACUGCAAGAAUAAACAAACUGAACAUUUUGAUUAAUGUGCGUGUCGUGAUCAAACAUUAGCUUUAUUGUUUUAUUUCACAUUACUCAGAACACUUCCAUUGAAGGUAACACGAGAGCAGUUUUACGUCAACUUCUGUCCUCAUUCAGCACUCCUUCACAAGGCUUUGCAGUCAACACACUAAACAUAAACGAGGCAACAGUCACAACUUUUAAUAUUGUUGCUUUUAUCACUACAGUGAAUGGUGCAAGUUACUUUGUAGAAUCUCUAAGAGAUGCUCUCACCAGCUCUGCUGCUGUUGCCUGGAUUACAGGACAGGAUCCAAUAUUAAAAUAGCCUCCAUGUUAUUUAGCCCACUGAUACAGAAUACAGACGGAAACUAACAUUUUGUCACAAUGUUUACCAAGUUGAUGGACAUUUAAUUAACAAUGACAGUAUUCAGUACAGUGGAAAUGAUCACAAAGCAUUGUCCUCUCGAACAGAAAACUAAUCAGAUUAUUUACUUCUUUUUCCACAAUAACUCCAGUUUUUUUUUACUGACAAAACAGGACUCACAGGCAGGUGUUUAUUAGACCGUCUUCCUCCUCCCCUAUCACAGCAAGUUUGUAGUUUGAGGCUGGGAGAGUUACUGGUUUUAAUUCAAACUCCCCCAAACAGAGCCGACUGAUCAGGAUGUGUAUUUAUGUGUUUGUGGUCUGAUUUUUUGCCUCACUUUUACCACUGGAACACCUCACAGAGCGGACAUAAAAUCUAACAAAUCUCUGUUUUUUUUGUUUUUUUUUCCUUUCGUUACAUUGAUGGCCAAUUUGUUACCGACUUUUUGGUGUGUGUAAAUUAUUCAUAGCCUUCCAACUUUUAAGUUUCUAUUGAAAUGAUCUCUUAGACUGAGGUUUCAUUUUGCUUUCUUUUGUACAUGCUGUUGUAAGAAUUUUUCCUGAUUAUCAAUAUAUUCUGAGUACUGGGGAAAAUUAUCGGCUGAAGGAAAAGAGAAUGUCUGUUUCUCUGAUUUUCUACACGAGAUUUAAGAUGAAUAAAAAUGUAUGCAAACUGU